AAUAAUCAAUCUGUAAUUUGCUAGAAAAUUGGAAAGAAUUAAUUUUUUGUGAAAGCGGAUUUUAUAAACCACAUCGUAAUCAAUGGCUGAAAAUAUAUUUCUCUUUGUUCCCAAUCUAAUUGGUUAUGUGAGAAUUAUUCUUGCCAUUAUUUCAUUCUACUUCAUGCCAUUUGACCACAUAAAAGCCACCAUUUGUUAUUUGCUAAGUGGGCUACUAGAUGCUUUUGAUGGUUAUGCAGCAAGAUGGUUGAAUCAAGGUACUAAAUUUGGAGCUUUAUUGGACCAACUUACCGAUCGGUGUGCAACCAUGUGCCUGCUUGUUGUUCUGUCCUGCUUUUAUCCAAAAUGGAUGAUUCUCUUUCAAAUAAGUAUGAUAAUUGAUAUUGCAAGCCAUUGGAUUCAUCAGCAAGUAUCUUUGAUGCAAGGAAAAACUAGCCAUAAGUUUAUUGAUGCUUCAGCAAAUCCAGUAAUAAAAAUAUAUUAUACAUCAAGGCCUGUCUUAUUCUUUAUGUGUGCUGGGAAUGAAUUGUUCUAUAGUAUGCUUUAUCUGGUAUAUUUCACCCCUGGACCAACUGUUUUUGGAAUGGGUUUAUUCUAUCUCAUUUUGUACAUUUCUACUCCUGUGGCUAUUGUGAAAAGCUUAAUAGCUGUUCUCCAGAUGGCUGUGGCUUGUGUUAAUGUAAGCAUAAUCGAUACCAAUGAAAGGACCAUCGAAUUCAGAAAAAAGGAGUAACAAAAACAUGUCCAAGAUUCUGUGGAACUUCAAAGUUGUGUUUAUGUGUUACAUUUUCAAAAAAAAUAUCUAUAUAUAAAUUUUAUAUGUAUAUAUUUAUAAUCUUAAUGUCUUUUGUUAGACCCACUGUUUUGUUUUUACUGCAAAUUCAAAAUGAUCUCAUUGUUUCUCCAGCAUUAACUGUUUUAUUUAAAAAGCAGUAAUUUUGAGAAGUUGUUAAAUUUUGAGAACCAAAAUAUCUGUAUGUGUACAAAUAUACAGUCUGACAAACAAUGAGAUGGAAAGGCAAACAUCUGGUUAACAGACAGAAAUGGACAUAUAUAUUUGUUUUCAGGGAUGCCAGUUUUUUCAGAUGCAUGUUAGCCUCUAAAUUAAGCAGAGUUACAUUGAAAUUAAUAGAGCAUGUGCAAUAAAUUUUUACUUUCACCCUCAUUCAGAUUUGUUUAACUGGACAUUUGCCAUUUUCAUAUCACCUGUGGCAGACUGUACAUAUGUACGUGUGUAUAAUAGGAAGAACUCCAAUCUUGAUUUUUCUUUCUUUUUGCAACUUUCAGAUACUUAAUAAGUAAUAGAGAAAAAGUUCCCUUAAAUAACAAAUAAAACCCCACUGACAUAUUUUUCUAUUGAUUUUUUAUUUUGCCUCCUACCAUAUUUUAAAAGCGGUAAGAAUUAGGAAGAAACCUCCAUAAAAAUAUAAUUAUUUUAAAACUUUCUGAAUUUUAAUACAUAUUAUUGAGAAAGUUUUGACUUCAAUAAUUAUUAUUAUCCUACUAAAAUGUAUUUAUUUUUCGAUGGUAUAAGCCUAAUCUGUGACCUUGAUAUAUAAUUAUUAAGAAUUGUGCCUCCUUUUUUUGGCCCACCAAAUAGUUUGUUUUAGCAAAAAUUUGAACUGAGACAGGUUAAAGGAGCCACAUCCAAAGUUCUACAUUAUUCAAUUGCACGAAUUUCUAAUCUAUGCCUCACUAUUCUCAAUAAUAACACUGAAAAGCAGUAAAAUUAAACUUAAUUUUCAUGCCACAGCCUGCAGUGGAAAGAUACAUGAAACUCUUUACAGAAACUUCUACAUUCAUAUAGGCUUUAAGUAGGAAAUGAUUAAUCAGGACAAAAUAAUAAUCUAUAAUUUUAAAGUUUUCAUUUGAAUCAUAAAAGAUUUAUUAAGACAGACCAUGUUAUAUAACUUAGUAAGCUAUUAAUGGGUUACGGUACCCCAAAAAUGAUGAAACAAUCAAAAAAAUUUUAUUGCUUAGUUCAAAACUAAAAGCUAUUCUACACAGGGGAAAAGUUUCAUUGCUUUAGUUAAAAUAUUUAAAAAGUUAAGAGUGGUUUUUGGCCAUGCUCGCUAUGUGUUCUUAUGCAAAAGAAGAACUUUAAAUUGCUUUUUCUCAAUGAUGGUUUUUUUGUGUUUUCAUGUCAUUAGAAUCCUUAAGGAUUUUUUUCUGUUAAAGAUAAAGCUUUAAAGUAAUACUUUUUGUGAUUGGGAUAACAUAUUUGACAAAACUGUGCAUUGAAUAAGCAUUUUAUAAAUUUUUCAAAUGUUUAGAGCAUGUUAAACCUUUAAAAACCAAAUUAAAAAAAAAAAACCUUUGAUUUUUUACAUAAUUAAUCACAGAAAAUUUUCUAAUAAACUCAUAAGCAAAUGAAUGCUCAGAUUUUUAGAGAUGAUUAUAGUGAUCGUUUGGCAAAAAAAAAAUUUUUAAUUAGUGAAAAAAUAAAAAAACCUUAGGGAUUUUAAAAAUUGAAAUUUUCCUCAAUUUUUUGAAUUUUUUAAAAGAAUAGGCAAUAUUUUUAAAUUUUCAAAAUAAAUUAUUUAUUACGAAAUAAGUAUGCAUGCUAUGGUUUCAAAGAAGCAUAAAAUUUACUUAAAUUUAAGAAAAAUGUUUGAAAGGUACUGUGAGCCCUUAACAAAUCAGUUUCAACCUCAAAGAAACUUCACUCUUGUUCAUUCAAAAAAUUGCUUUAUGCCUAUUGAUAGAUUGUACUAUUUAUACUAUAUUGUACUUAUUUAAUAUGCUCUUUUUUGUUGUUUUGUUUGUUCAAAAACAUUUCGUUAUCAUAAGCUGCCAAUUUUCAUUUUGAUGAUCCUAAUUGUUAUCAGGUACAUUUCAUUGCAGUGGACCCCAAAUCUGAGUAUUUUCUUUUUAUUAACCAAUUGUAAUUUUUUAAAAAGAAGAAUUGUCUAUGAAAGAAAACUUUUUUUUGCGGUAUACUAAUUUCUGCUAAAUAAUAUUGCGUUUUUGUACUUAUUUUUUUUUUGUAAUGUUUUGAAUGACUCGCUCUGAAAAUCAAAUGUUUUGAACAAUUAAAAUUGAUUGACUGUUUGAAAAUUUUAGGUUUUUUUUUAUUUUCCUUGCAAUUGUUAAUUUUUGUAUUAAUGCAUGAGUGUAGUGAUUGCAAUACUGGUAUAGCGUAUACUGGUAUUUCGAGCAAUUUUGAAAUACUGGUAUUUGCUGGGGUAAAAUACCAGUAUUUUCGGUAUUAGCUGAAAACAAUAAAUAGUUUCAAUUAAAGAAUUUUCAAUUUAUCUUAGUAAAUAUCUACUUAUAUUUGAUUGUACAUUUCUUUUUUCAUGAUAAGGAAGCAAAAUCAAUCUAUUGAUGUAGAAAUGUGGCUUCAAAAGCACUAAUUAAUAGAAUAUCAUUUCUAAGAAAGUAGCGGAAAGCUAGCAAAAUGAUAGUGUCAUAACUAGACUGUGGGAUAAAUCACAUUUGUGCGCUUCUGUGCAAAAAUGUUUUUAUUUUUUCCAUUUGCCUGAUUACUCACUUUCCUUUUUGUGAAAGUUAAUUUCAGGUGUAAUUUUGAAUGCAUUUGUCCUAUGAACACUUUAUUCCAACUAUCAAUUGCAGUAAUACUUUAUGAUUUUUUUAAAAAUAUUUUUCUCAACUGUACUAAGGUUUGACAAAACUUUUUUCUUGUUAGCUUAACAAAUGGUCAUUUGUUGUCACCAGUAUUGGUUUGUUGACCUAUCUCGCUAUUUGACUUUAUACUUGGCAA
Molecule: messenger RNA, 3724 nt
Organism: Uloborus diversus
Lineage: Eukaryota; Metazoa; Arthropoda; Arachnida; Araneae; Uloboridae
Gene: Pis
Product: CDP-diacylglycerol--inositol 3-phosphatidyltransferase-like
Exons: 6
Coding region: 83-733 (216 amino acids)
Biological process (GO): phosphatidylinositol biosynthetic process
Cellular component (GO): Golgi apparatus; membrane
Molecular function (GO): CDP-diacylglycerol-inositol 3-phosphatidyltransferase activity
Source: RefSeq, a predicted model, not a curated record